Molecule: messenger RNA, 3425 nt
Organism: Amyelois transitella
Lineage: Eukaryota; Metazoa; Arthropoda; Insecta; Lepidoptera; Pyralidae
Product: tetratricopeptide repeat protein 5
Exons: 11
Coding region: 56-1411 (451 amino acids)
Molecular function (GO): protein binding
Source: RefSeq, a predicted model, not a curated record
CACACUAGUCUGUUUGUUUUUUUUUGUUCACAGGCGUGGGGAAAAGUUCGUAAAUAUGUCUCGUGAAACAGAAGAUGAAGCAGAGAUUCUUGAAAAUGUUUCGGAAGUUGUAAAAGGAUUAGCAGUAGAACUAAAGGAACUAUACGCCUUUAGAGAUCUUUUUUUUGAAAAUCAUCCCUUGGAAAUGGCACCAGAAAAGAACAAAUGUGUUGAUGAGAAGAAAAAAGUUCUUGUUGAGAAAUUUGAGGCUAUUGAUGUGGACACUCAAAUACCCUUUGAUCUCCGAGCUGAAUUCCUAUAUAUGAAGGGUCGAUGCUACAAUAUUAGCCCUGCAUAUGACCCAAGAGCGACCCAGUGCCUCAGCAAAGCCGUGAAGUUGAACCCGCACCUCGUAGACGCAUGGAAUGAGCUUGGAGAGUGUUACUGGAAGAAUAUGAAUGUGAAAGAAGCUAAAGCCAGUUUUGAAGGAGCACUCAAGCAUGAACGAAACCGCCUAUCUCUACGUUGUCUAUCUAUAAUUUUGCGCCAAGAAAACGGAGACAAAAAACGCAGUGAAGCUACUCAAGCCAUUCUGAAAAGUGUGGAGUUAGCCAAGGAGGCCGUUGCACAGGACAUCAAAGACGGCGUAUCCUGGUCGGUGUUGGGGAACGCCUACCUGUGUCAGUUCUUCCUGAUAGCGCAGGACCCGGCCACUCUCAAGUUGUGUAUGAGCGCCUACAAGCAAGCCUGGCUCGACCCCGUCGCUAAGGGGCAACCCGACUUGUAUUAUAAUAAAGGAGUUGCGUUGAAAUAUGAAGAGCAUUACGCCGAGGCGUUGGAGAACUUCGAGUACGCGUGCCGAUUAGACCCUCCAUGGGAGACUCCGAAGCAAGAGCUGACCAGGUUAACACAGUACCUGGUCGCAGCCAAUGACCUCGUCAAGACUAAGGGGAAGAUCAAGACGAAGAAACUGACACAAAUGGUGCAGAGCAUAGACAAGAAGAUGCUCGGCGCGUACGCAUCGGGUACAUUCCACACGUUUGGCGCCCGUAAAGACGUAUCAUUGGACUACGCGCGUCUCGACCAGUUGCAAGAUGGCGCCAACGAAUGCAAAGUGAUCUUGGGCAGGGUCGUCGGGUCCAUACAUAACGAGACUGCGGUGCCUUUCACGUUCGCGAUAGUGGACGAGAGCAUGGAGUGCAUGUGUGUGACCGUGUACAACUGGGCGGACGGCCGCGGCGCCAUCAUCGGCGACUGCGUGUGCGUCCCCGAGCCCAGGGUCACGCGGCACGCGCAUGACUCCGCACUAGUUAAAUACGACUUCAAAUCCAUCCGGCUGAACAACCCGAUGCUGAUGCUGGUGAACGGCAAGCGUGUGGGCCGCAACCAGUUCGCCAGCACCAAGGUCACCAGCACGUACGAGCUGCAAUGACACGAGCUGUACCGGUGUCUCCAAGUGCCUUGUAGAGACACCGUCCUCAGGUGCUAGGUGCCCAGCAGAGACACGGUUAUCAGGUGCUGAGUUGAGACUGUUCAAAUCUCAAACCAACUUGUGAAGGACUGAAGAAAAUAGCAAAAAUGGCUGUCAGCAGUUUUGGACGAUUAAAGGGCCUUAAAAUUGUAAGUUAUUGUGUCCAUAAACGUAAAAAGAAUUGGCGUUUAGUUUGUUGCAAUUUUCAUGUGGACAUAGACUUGGUCGCGCCGCACGCUUGGCAUUAGUCGCAGAGAUCACUUUAGUCAAGGUCUAAGCAAGAGAUUGCACAGAAUUUAUAUAUAUUAAAAUUAAAACGAACUCUGACUGAUUGACUAACAAAUCAACCCAAUUGAUUUGUUAGCCCUAUUUUUUAUUUCUGUUACCUAUUUUUUCUUUAGAGAAAUUACGCAUGUAGGUACGUUUAGUUUUGUACUACUCGUAAGACAAGAUCUCCCAAAAUUCUCAUGGGAACAGAAAUAACGAGUCUUCGUAUUCCGUUAGCGUGCUUUAUUAAAUAAAAAGAUUGCGGUGUUGGCGGCGCGCAUAUAUCUGCUUUCACGUUUUAUGUGCAUAAAAUAUGAGUAAUAUCUCUGCGCUAACGCAAUAUUCGUAGGAAAAUAACUGUAACAAAGUAAUUUCAGAAAGCCGACUAACUAGUCUUACAAAAAUAUUAAUCAAUCUUAUGCUAAUAUUUAGAUGUUAGAAAUAAUAUGAUGGAAUAGAAUGUGUUAGAUUUUCUCAAUCAUCAUUUAUUCAUGAUUAUUGGAAUUCUUAAUGAUCGAGCUUCUAGAUGUAAAUUCUUUAUUUAUAAUAUGAUUUCGUAUUUAUUCUUUAGAGGUUAUCUCUAUAAGCGAUUUAUUUUAAAAUAACCUCAACCCAGUACUAAAAGUGAGUGAAAUGUCUGUGAUUUGAGAAAAAAGGAAGCUCAGUAGUUAGUAUCCAAAAAUACUUAUAUUAUCCUUUUAGGCAUGGCGGCCGCGGGAACGAUUGAACACUAAGCGUUGUUUCGUUUCACGUUACAAUAAAAAGCAAAUUUUUAACUAUUGAGCUUUAAAGUUAGAUAUCACUUAAUGAUACUUGCUUACAACCGAAACUGAUUUUCAAUACCCGCCCUUAAAGUAUUUGCACUUAAUUUUUAUGUAUAAAAAAUUUGAUAGGUUUGUGUUUGGUCUAAAGUUAAAUAUCAAUUAGAAGCAUGUGUUUAAUUUUAUAGGAUCUGAAUGUACUUUUGUAUUGUAGUUUUAGAAAAUAUUAGAAUAAAUAACUAUUACCCACAUUUGAAUACAGCAUAUUUAAAACAUAAUUUGAAAACAAAAUGAGAUAUUUUAAAAAAACAACUAAAAGGUUGAACUUGUUUGUAAAUACAAAAUUAAGUAAACGUCGAAUAAAAUUUGUAAUUUUAAAUAAUGAAUAAACUAAUGUACUAAGUUCUUUCUUUUAUUAAAAAGAUUUUUUUUUUCCGAGAAAUAGUUAUCUAUGAAUAGGUACAUGGUAUUGCUAUAUGGCAUAUUUACGUAAAUAUGCCAUAUAAUAAGCAAUUUUCCUUUCUUCAUUGUCAUUUUUUUCUGAAUCUGCUCUCUUGUUUCGUUCGCUUUUGUGAUGUUGAUAAUGUAUCUAUAUGAUAUGUUAUUAUUUCUCUCAAAGGUACAGAUAUAUAGGUAUAAACAGAUAAAGACAAAAUAUUUUAAAGUAUCAAUUUCUUUAAAUAAAAACAUAUAACUACGCGUUCACCUCCCAUAACUGCAAAUCGUUUUCAACUAUCUCUGCAUACAAUUCCCCUUUGCGUCUGUCCUUGAAGAGCGGCCUUAGAGUCUUCAAGCCCAGGCCUAGUAAAGCGCCGUUGUCCAGCAAAUGGUUAAGUUUGUAAGCCAACAUAGGGCUGUAAUGGAGCCUUAGGAGACUAGGUCUGGAGUAUAAGUACUGGCUGUCGCGUAGGUUGUGACGAGCCCACGCUUCUACAGUUUUGUUGCCG